Molecule: messenger RNA, 1634 nt
Organism: Wyeomyia smithii (pitcher-plant mosquito)
Lineage: Eukaryota; Metazoa; Arthropoda; Insecta; Diptera; Culicidae
Gene: Trax
Product: translin-associated protein X
Exons: 2
Coding region: 167-1117 (316 amino acids)
Cellular component (GO): nucleus; cytoplasm
Molecular function (GO): RNA endonuclease activity; sequence-specific DNA binding; RNA binding
Source: RefSeq, a predicted model, not a curated record
AACUUUUGUUUUGUUUCUUUUGCUUACAACGCGGAAUUACUUGGUGGUGUUCGGUAUCUUUAGUUGCGUUCUGAGUUAUAGGUCCAGUUUCGAUAUCACCUUUAAUCGUGCUUUUUACUAGAAAGUACUAUAAACACCUCACGUAUCGGUGAGAAAAAGUACAGAGAUGAGCUAUCAUCAUCAAAGUCGUGGCGGUAACCGUCGAGCGAACAAUUUUAAUCGCGGUGGUGGAAACCGUUACGGCGGAGGUGCUGGUGCCGGUGCAGGUAAACGCAGCGGUGGCAAGGAUAAAUCAAUUGAUGAGACCAACCCGGUGGUGCAGUGUUUCCGUGAGUAUGCCCGGGAACUAGAUGCGAAGCAUGACCGGUACGAGCGAAUUGUCAAGUGCAGCCGGGACAUCACCAUCGAGAGCAAGCGAAUCAUCUUUCUGCUACAUACGGUAGACGGCAAAAAAAACAACCAAUGGCAUGUCUGCGAUGAAGCGAAAAAGCGCCUUGACAGCCUGUGCCAGACUCAUUUCUGCACGAUCGCUAAAGAGUUACAAGAUGUGGACCCGUACCAGUAUGCUCGUGCGUAUACCGCCGGCCUACAGGAAUUCAUCGAAGCGUACACAUUUCAUGAGUACAUCAGUGCCCAGGAUAUUUCGCACUGGGAAUCGAUUCAGAAGCAGCUAACCUAUAAGAUUCCCACCGCUGAACCAGACGGUACAAAAAAUGAUUCCGACAGCGACUCAUCGAAUGUCGAAUCGGAUGAUAAAAUUCAGAUCGUUUGUUUGCUGCCACCGCUGGACUUUAUUUUGGGAGUUGGUGAUCUUAGCGGAGAAGUGAUGCGUAAGUGCAUCAACUCUCUCGGUUCUGGUGAUAUCGAGAGUUGCUUCGAUCAUCGCCGUUUCUUACAGGAGCUCUACAAGGGAUUCAUUUCGGUGAGUAACGCCAGAAGUCGUGAUUUUUCGCAAAAGUUGUACACGCUAAAGCAAAGCUUAAUCAAGAGUGAAAAUGUGUGCUACAAUGUGAAGGUUCGCGGUGGAGAGGCGGCCAAAUGGGGUGCCACCGAUGACUAUGCUAUUGGUGUCAUGGUGAAGGAUAACCAAGAUGAUGAUGAGGGCGUUUUCUUUUAGGUUGAUUAUUUCGCAAAUCUCUUUUUCUGAAAAUGGGAGUUUCUUUCUUACUUAAUUAUAACAUGGAAUAAAUAAUAUCCUAAAUACAAUCGGAUUUACCCGCUUUGCACUCGGGUUGAAAAAACACCAUUUCAUCAAGUGUCCUCUGUUUUGGGAGGGCGAGCGAAAGAAUUCCGUUUGAUCGAUUCCACCAACCACUUGAUACCUUCGUCGACACCCUCGCUAGAAUGUUUUCGUUCUAUGUUAGAAUUGAAGAACAUUGGUAGAGAUCUACGCUACUCUACUCACCCCGUCAAUGCCGACACUGGCAUUACCAAGCAGUCUCUUCGUCCGAUCAGAUGACCAACUUCCUGGAACACCGGCUUGAUUUCCCGUACGCCCAUGCAAUCUGGUAAAUCCUGUUUGUUAGCCAACACCAGGAGAGGCACUCCGGAAAGAUACUCGUUUGCGAUCAUCCUAUCAAAUACCUCUUUAGAUUCGUGCAUUCGAUCUCGAUCGUUUGAGUCUACUACAUAAA